CUCGGCUCAAUUUGCCAAAGAGCUGUCUUCUUGGGUCAUGGCAACCUGAAAGUUUCAUUUGUGCAAUCAGCCUUCAGGAAAUGCUAACUGCUGCAAAUGUACAUGCGUAACAACACUCACCUUUUGAAAACACUUUGAGUAUUUAUUUGAGUGAUUGCCAUAUUGAGAAAGCUGCAAAUGUCAAAGUAUUUGCUGUAGAGGACAGAUUAAACAUUGUUAGAAAAUAAAUUUGUUGUCAAUUCAGAUGAGAGGUUGUUAGAAAUCCUCAUGGAUUCUGAAACAAUUUUAGCCUUUAAGGAGGAGUUUGAACAGUUGAGUUCUUUCCUUACCACUUCAAUCCCUGCUGUGUCGCUUCCCAUGCCCCUCGUCUGAGUAGCUUCUUUGGUUCUGACCUUGGCCCAAAUUUCAGCACUAUAGCUGCAGCAUGGCUGGUGCUGUCUGACUCGGACUGUCUGGGUGUCACAGCAAUUUACUUAAGUAGGACAGAUCACAGACAGAUGAGGGAUGUGUGUGUGUGUGUGUGUGUGUGUGUGCAUUUAAACAUCAACUAUCAAUUUGUUUUUACACUUCACUUUUGUACUCUUUUGGAUCGUGUGCCCGCUGAUAUAUCUGAGCACAUCAGCCAUUGGCAGAAAAUGCAAUCUUGUAGCAGAGCAGUAAAUUUAGAUAUGACAAAGUCAGUAAUGCUGGAAUAUGACAGUUACUAACACAAACGUUAACAGGGUGCUGUGUUUUGUGAGAAGUCUGCUUAUAUCCUUAAGGUUAUUUGAUAGGGCUGUGAAAGGGCCUCCCCAUGCAGAGCCAUUUUAAACUGGGCCUGGGACCAGCAGGCACACGGGCCAGAGAGAGAGUCUGCUCCAUAUCAAAGAAAAGUAAGAACAAACUCGACUUUUGAAGCUGAUACCGUUUUAUACGUGCAGUUCUUAUGGACAUAACCGUUGACAAUCGAAAGUUGAAAUUGCAACUCUCUCCACAUUCAUUCAGACAGGAGUCUGGUCUUGUUAGCCCAAAAUGACCGCCCACCAAGAUGGCUGACGAGUGGCGAAACUUGCCUCGAAGGACUUUGAGUUUAGCCUUGUUUACCAAAUCAGCCAGGACUGGAAUCUUAAGGAUUAUAACUUUAAGUAGCUUUCAGUUUAGAAAAAUCCUCUUAUUCAUAUUGUUUUCAUUUUAUUUGCCUUAUUGCCAUUUAAUUUUAAUGCUGAAGUGUUUUAAUCUGUUUUCCUGAAGCACUUUGUAACUUUGUUUUGAAAGGUGGUGUAUAAGUCUGAAUGGUUGUUUGUUGCCUACCACCAGCAACCUAAAAUGGAUAAGCUGUAUAGAUAAAGAAUGAAUGAAUAUCAUAUCAGGUUGUUCCAGCCCUUAAAGCUCUAGGACAUUUUUGGCUUUUGGCCUCUCUAUUCAUCAUAGUAUAUUAAUAUUGUCAUGUUAUGUGCAUCAUUUUAUACAUUAAAAUGCAGACUGACAUAUUUUGACCAUUUUUGAUCUUCACUAGAAUUUUAAAUAUGGUCCUGUUGGUCUGACCAGCAUGUUGCUUUACAACAUAUUGAUGCUGUGGGCUUUAAGAUUUUGAAGAAAUAUCUAAAGACAUAUUUCAUUUGCUCUGUCAGAUGUCAGAGUGGCGAGCUGCCUAAGAAAACCUUGUGAGAAUGCAAUGGAAAGACAAAGCAAGAAAAGAAGCACCCGUGAACAAGACAAAGAAUGACUGAGCACUGUAGCUGUCUUUUCAACUCUGUGCUUUUGCAACAAGACAUAAUGUAAUCUCUCCUUGAGACGGAAGGAUUUUUAUAACCUGCGCUGGCUGGGCCUUGAGCAGGAGAAGAGACAGGCUGAGUGAAGGCUGUUUAUCCCACGGUGUCCUUGAUAUAAACAUGUGAAAAAUCUCUCUGUUUUCUUUCUCAGCUAAAUCAAUACAAAGACAUUCGGCCUCUGAACAAUGUUGUAGCAUUACUGCAAAAGUUUUCCAUCCUGCCUCCUGCUCAUAGUCGUGUCCUUCGGCCAAACAGAGCAGGGGACACUGAUGUCCAGCUCACUGCUAUUUCAUUAAUGUUGCCAUGCACUCAGUGUCAUCCUUUCUUUACCCCGAAAGACGGCCUUCGACAAGACUGAGGGUAUUUGUUGGGUGGCUGCAGCAGAACUGCCUGAAUCACAACCUUUGCAUUUGUAUUAUUCUUUCACAAUUUUCCUCAUUCUGAGAGCAUCUUUGCUUGGUUUCUUUCUGGUUAAACUCCUUUGUAAUCACUUCUAAUUUUCCCAGAGCCGACCUCCUCCCUCCUUCCCUCCCCUCCCUCUUUCUCGGGUAGCAGUCAACCCUAACCUGUGAUCCCUCUUAGGAGCAAUUAAGAUAAACCUCUAAUUCAUCUGCUUUAUCCCGACCUGUCUUUCCCAGUCUCUCAUUCACUGACCUCCACUCCUCCCCUUCUUCCAACCCCCCCUCCCCUCCCCUCCUCUCUCUGCUGCUCACCAUCCUCCUUCAGUGACAGAAGGCAAGGAGAGCAUUGAGUCAUGACAUCAUAAUUCACCAGCUCCUGUUUUCACGGUUAAAUCAAUAUCAGUGUGUCCGAAGUCAAGGUUGGAGGCUGGCCUUCACAGCUCAGCUCUUCCCACUUCUUUCUCAUAGAAAAUCAUAUAAAUUGUCCCUAAAAUAAUUAAGCCUUCAGAUCUGUCGCUGGCCUAUAUUUUUUACCAGCUCCUGUCUGAUAAACAGCGCUGCCAGAAAGUCAAGGUAAUGCUGAGAAUAGAACUGGGCUCUGAUUCCUUAUCUGUCUGUGCCUCUCUCCUCUUCCCCCUUGCUCUCUCAGUUAAUUACACAAUCUGCUUAAUUAACCAGCCCUGUUGAUUGUUGUUGUUUACCUUUAGUAUUGUAUGAUAGUCUACAUUGUUCCAUCAGGCUGAAAUGUGACACGUUUGAUGUUUUAUUUGAGCCUUUCUUAACCUUUCAUGGGUGAGCAAAAGUGUAACUUAAUGUUUAUAAUCUGACAUGUUUUCCAGCAAAAUCGCCCUUUUACAGUGCUGUGUGUUUCAUAUGUGGGAGCACUGAAGUGUGUGUGUGUGUGUGUGUGUGUGUGUGUUGGGGGGUGGGAGUGGAGAAAGAGGUGGUGCCUGAGCUUGGGGGAGGCGGAAUAUGCAAUGAGUCUGAACGAGCUCUCCAAGCGCACUUACAGACGGGAGCUAAUAUAAACGUGCUGCCCUUCACUCGGGGCUAUCUGGGGGCUAGGAAAACAGCGCUACCUGUGUCACUGACCUCCGGCGUUUCAAAGAGACAGCGGGACGCGCCGAGCUCCGGCCCAUGUAGAGCGGCCAGCGGCCAUGGCCACGCUGGAGGGCUGCCGCUGCCGGGGUGCAGGCGGCCGAAACAACAACAGUAUCCUCUACAGCAUUUUGAGGAGUGACAGUCUUCGAACGUCCGAGGAGCAGCAGCAGCAACAACAGCAACAGCAACAUCCCCAACAGCAACAACAAACACUGCAACAUUUCCACAAGACUUCCUCCUCCUCCGCCCCAGCCUCGUUGCAGGAGCUCCGGCAGCAGGCUUGCUCCUGCGGGUCGUCGCGGCGCCGGGGCAUCCUUCGCUCCCCGCAGGUGACGUGCAAAGCCGCGUCGGCGGUUCUGGUGAAGACGCUGCGGUUCGUGAAAAACGUCCCCUGUUUUCAAGAGUUGCCGGAGGACGACCAGCUGCUGCUGAUCCGGAGCGGCUGGGCUCCACUGCUCGUGCUGGGGCUCGCUCAAGACCGGGUGGACUUUGAGACCACGGAGACCGUGGAGCCCAGCAUGCUGCAGCGCAUCCUCACGGGUUUGCCCGACAGGCAGAGCGAGGUUCCGGUCGGCCACAGCCGAGGGGCGGUCGGGGUCUCCGUCGUAGACAUCGAAGCUAUCAAAGCUUUCCUGAAGAAGUGCUGGAGCGUGGAUAUCAGUACGAAGGAGUAUGCAUAUCUGAAAGGAGCCGUGCUGUUCAAUCCAGAUUUGGAGGGUCUGCGCUGCCUCCACUACAUCCAGUCGCUGCGUCGGGAGGCGCACGAGGCUCUGAACGAGCACGUCCGGCUCAUCCACCGCGAAGACACGACGCGGUUCGCCAAGCUGCUCAUAGCUCUGUCCAUGCUGAGGGCCAUCAGCCCGCCGGUGGUCGCUCAGCUCUUCUUCAGACCCGUCAUAGGGACCGUGAGCAUAGAGGAGGUGCUCAUGGAGAUGUUCUACGGGAAGUAGGGUCGCAGUCCCCAGAGGUCUGAGGUGAAUUCAGCAGAUUCAGGGUGGACUGAGAUGCUCCAAGCUCGUGUUGGGUGGGUGGGGGGGAGUGAGGGCAGAUGAAGAACUACUAUGUGUGGGAGAUCUUCAAAGGCUGUGCAACGACCAGCACAACCAAGACACUGUGUGUGUGCAUGAGAGAAUGAGAGAGAGCGUGCUGAGGGUAAGAGGUGUUAUAACAGAGGAAAAAUACAGAGCAGCUGCUUGAAUUCCUAAUUUAUUUGUUUUUAUAUAAACUAUUUUUCUAUAAUAAAAGGAAUACUCCCUGA
This is a messenger RNA of Lates calcarifer (barramundi perch), 4511 nucleotides long. Its product is annotated as nuclear receptor subfamily 0 group B member 1. Gene Ontology annotation, biological process: negative regulation of transcription by RNA polymerase II. Gene Ontology annotation, cellular component: nucleus; cytoplasm. NCBI's taxonomy places the organism in Eukaryota, Metazoa, Chordata, Actinopteri, Centropomidae. Gene Ontology annotation, molecular function: transcription factor binding; transcription corepressor activity. The record is from RefSeq and is a predicted model, not a curated record.